AUGUCUCUUGCUGUGAUACUGUGCACCGUCCUGGCUGCAUUUGUGGUACGGAGAUGGGUUGUGAGUCGCUCGACUACCCGAUCUGCUCCCCUAGCCACAGUGGCAGGCCCUCAGAAGGAACACUGGCUCACAGGUAUGGAUCGGUUACUUACAUUCACCUCAGGGAAUCUCCAUCGAUUGUUCAAAGAUGGACUAGAUUACAACCUCGAGCUUUUCAAGCGUUACGGCGGUGUCAUCAAAGUGUAUGGUAUGCUAGGAGUAGGUCUUUCCAACUGCAUUCCUGAAAAAUUUAACGCAGAACAAUUGCUGGUAUAUGAUCCACUGGCGUUACAGCACAUGCUCGUGAACGGCCAAGAUGCGUUUGAAGAAACUGAGAUGUUCAUACAGACAAACAAACUCCUUUUUGGCGAAGGCCUCAUAUCGACACUGGGCGAGCAGCAUAAGAAACAGCGCAAAUUGCUCAAUCCCGUGUUCUCUCUUGCCAACCUGCGCUCCAUCCUUCCCCAGAUACAGGUGAUAGCGGACGAGUUGGUCAAGCGCCUCCAGGACGGUCUCCCAACCAACGGCGACACCCGGGAAAUCAACGUUCUUCCAUGGUUGGGGAAAGGCACCAUCGAAUACGUUGGACGGGGGAUUCUGGGAGUCAGCUUUGAUUCCCUGGAGCCGGCGAAGACCAAUAAAUAUACCGAUACGAUCCGGAAUGUCCAACACACCGCGAUUAAAGUGCUCUUACUACGCCCCUUUGUCCCUUGUGCAGUGCGCAAUCUGUCCUUAUACUGGCGGAAUAAGCUGCUGGAUUGGCUCCCUUUCCCCGCGCUACGGGAGCUGCGUGAGAUGGCCCACACCAUGCACCGUUCUGCUAGUGAGAUCUACCUAAAGAAGAAGGCCGAGGUAGAGUUCAGCGGCGUCGACGAUGGCCCUGCGAGGGACCUCAUGAGCAUCAUGAUUAAGGCCAAUUUGUCCUCUCAGGAGACGGCACGGCUCACGGCGGAGGAGCUAAUCGGGGAUAUAAACACUUUCUUACUUGGCGGGCAAGAGACGACGACGUCAGCUUUGGCGAGGAUGCUCCACAUUCUUGCGCGCGAGCCUCAUGUGCAAGCGCGGCUUCGCACCGAGGUGCACCAGGCGAGAUCCGCGCUGACAGCCAACGGGGCGGACCGGCACCAGACGUGCCUGCCAUAUGACACCCUCAUCGGCUUGCCGUUCCUCGAUGCGGUCGUGCGCGAGACGCUGCGUCUGCACCCACCCACGAACAUGAUGAAUCGCGUCACGACUAAGGACACUGUCCUCCCCCUCCGGUUCCCCGUGCGCACCGUCUCGGGGGAAGAAACAACGUCCGUGCCGGUGCCCGCGGGUACGAAUGUGCUCAUCUCCAUCCUUGGGGCGAACCGAAACAAGGAUGUGUGGGGCGCGGACGCGGACGAGUGGCGCCCCGAGCGGUGGCUUACCGCGUCGGGCGCGCGAAUCGGCGCGGGUAGAAAUGUGGACGCGGAGUUCGGCGACGAGUCACACGAAGGGGCGGAGGCGGCGCCGGGGAGCGUGGAGGGCGCGAAGUACCCUGGGGUGUAUGGCGGCAUGAUGACGUUCCUGGGCGGGAGCCGCGCGUGCAUCGGGUUCAAGUUUGCCGAGAUGGAGAUCAAGCAAAUACUGUCCACGCUCGUAUCGAACAUGCACUUCGCGCUUCCAUCGGCCGUGGACGAAAGCGGUGCGAAGAAAGAGAUAUACUGGCGGAUCGAUGGUCUGCAGGUUCCCGUAGUGCUCGCGCCGCACGGAGACGGAAAGACUACGCAAGUUCCUCUCGAUAUUCGGCCCGUGAGGGACGAAAAUUUCUUGUAG
Molecule: messenger RNA, 1836 nt
Organism: Trametes versicolor FP-101664 SS1
Lineage: Eukaryota; Fungi; Basidiomycota; Agaricomycetes; Polyporales; Polyporaceae
Product: cytochrome P450
Exons: 13
Coding region: 1-1836 (611 amino acids)
Molecular function (GO): monooxygenase activity; iron ion binding; heme binding
Source: RefSeq, a predicted model, not a curated record